AUGCAGCUCGACUGGGUCAAAAAAGCAGGAAAGAAGGUAUGAUGGAAUUAAUUUUUGAAGUUUUCUUUUUUUUUGUAUUUCCCUGGGGAUAAUGUCGUGUAGAGUUCAGCAUCUUUAUUCAAUUUUACGUCCUCAAUUCACAAUAUCAUUUCAUUUUUUCCCUCGAUCCAUUUAUUUAAUCCCCCAUUCUAAUGGUUUCACUCCGUUCUUUGAACUACGAAGCUCGUAUAAUAGUUCUUGCUCUGGUAGAGGUUGAUAGAGAACCCUCCAGUAUUAAAUAUAAAUUUAUUCGUGCCAACAGAGUACUUCUCAAAAUCCACUUCGUUUUUUCUUGUGUUGUGAAGAGCUACCGAUUCUUCUAUUUCAGUUUCACUUGAUUGAUGAAAAUAAUAGUUGUAAUUGCUCCAAAUCUAUCUAAAAAGCAGUACUUAGAGUCGGCUGACGAGAGAAUUAGGCACUAGUCUCUGAAAAUGUUUAGAAUCAAGUGACAACUAAGCUCUGUUUCUCCCACCAAAUUCUAUUUGCGACCACUAAUCAAUUACAUAUUCAUUUGAUUCUGUCUCAAUCCUUGCACUAGAUUUUUUCGCCACUUAAGAAACUGACUUGACAUUCGUUCAAUACGACAAGUGCACAUUUGGAAUUUUCUGCAUAAGCUUCAACAAGUAAAAGCAAAAAAUCGAACGCAGUGCUGUUGGAGUUGAAAACAUUCGUUCUUCAACAUUAUGCAAGCUUUAUGAUUUUUAACGAGCUGUUUUUUCUCCGUCGUCAUUGUCGCCUUUUCCUUCUUUUGAACUAACUUUUUCUCAAACGUUUUCGAAUUGGACGUUUUACGACUAAAAUACGAACAUGAAACUCACUCUCAAGAAAUCAAUUUUCCAAAGAGAUGAGCAUCUUUUACAAAAGGUUGAUACACAGUUGCUCUCCGAACAGCACACUAGAAUCUCUUAGGCCACGCCCCUCUUCGUUCACUUCCUGAUGAUUGUCAGUGUUGGAGCAUAUGCAAUCUUUGGAGCUUUAGUCAUGAGAAGUUUGGAGUCAAGAAACAUAGCCACAGUCGAUAAAAAACAGGAUUUUCAGAGAAGACAUUUGACGCCUAUUGAUGGUAAAACCGUACAGGAAGACUUUUUAAAGUAAUUUUAUUGUAGAGCGCAAUAUUCAACCGAAGUAUCUUGAACACAAUCACAAACGAAGAAGACUUCAUGACGAUACUGAAAAUUUUGGAAAGUUAGUUAAAAAAAUAUACUUUUGCAUUAAUUCAUAUGAUAAUGCAAUCCAGGAACUCACCUAAGAAACGAGCGGCAACUCACAUAAUGAGAAGUCGAAAAUGUGUCAUAAGUGUUAUCAAGGUACCUAUUCUUACAAAUAUUUCCUAUUCGCUAAUAGUUUACUCUCUGAGGUCUUCCUUUUAGAAAAUGUCCGCAAUGGAGUGUUCAAUGGAUCGGUUUGAUGAAGCCUUCGUAAAAAAUCUGGACGAAUGCUACCAUGUUGCCAUCGAACAUAAAACUCAUGUGAAUCAUGUUCUUUACACGAAUAGCAAAGAACAAAUUGAAUCAGUUGGGGAAGAGUCGGAAGAGGAAGUUGUUGAGUGGUCCUUCAUGGACUCUCUUCUUUUUGCAUUCACCGUUAUUACUACCAUCGGUUUUUAUUUAUACCAUUUCGGAAAGCUGAAAAAAUUAGUUAAGGUUACGGAAACGUGGCUCCUCGAACAUUUGGAGGUCGGUUGUUUGUUAUCGGUUAUGGUUUGCUAGGUAUUCCAUUCACUCUUCUCGCCAUUGCGGAUCUUGGCAAAUUCAUCUCUGAGAUGGUUGUACUGGCAAAGCAGUUCACGAAAAGAACUUGGAAGUAAACGGGAAAAAACGAGAAAAGUUUACUGUUAUCGAAUUUUUCAGAAAUUUGAAAAAGGCUUGGCAGCCACAUUCAAUUUGUAGGAAAUAUCGAAAAAUGAACAGAGGCAAACCGAUUCUGAACGCGGAUGUAGAAGAAGAAAUUCUGGGAUUUGAUAACGCAGAAGCGGAGAAUGAAACGGCGGGAACGUCAGAGGAAGAGGAAGAACUUUCCGAGACAGAAGCACUCACGUUGUUUCUGCUGUUUUUAGUUUACAUCGCCUUUGGUGGAAUGAUGUUAGCCGCCUACGAGCCUGAUAUGGACUUCUUUAAAGCCGUUUACUUCAACUUCGUCACUUUGACAUCGAUCGGUUUAGGAGAUAUUGUUCCAAGAAGGUUAUAUUUAAGUGAAACUCUACAAAACCCAAUGAAUUUUAUUUUCAGCGAAACUUACAUGCUAAUCACAAUAAUCUACAUUGCUAUUGGUCUGGCACUCACCACGAUUGCAAUUGAAAUAGCAGCGGAUGCCUUGAAGAAGUUGCAUUAUUUUGGUAGAAAAAUUGAGAAUGUUGGAAACGUUGCUAUUUGGUUCGGCGGAAAGAAGUAAUUUAGAAAUUUCAAAAACAAAUCGGUUAUUACUUUAGAAUAACAAUGAAAGCACUCGUGAAAAACCUGGGAGAUCAGUUCAACCUGCCAACAACAGUUGUGAAGGGUCUGAACUUGGACAAUUUUGUUGAGCAAGCAAUUCGAGUCGAGGAAGGAGAAAUAGAAACACUUCGCCCUCCUCCAUUUGAGCCGGACUCCGAAAAAUUUGAUGCUGAAUUUGCUGACGAGCCAGGUUACGAAUUUUUUAACAAAAUGUGUUUGUGUGAAGUUCGAUCUUGUUUUUUUUUGCGUAUUUGAAGUGUGCUUUAGAGAACGAAUGGAUCAGAGACCCCACACCAACUCCACUUCCAUCUCCAAAGCCUUUGUAUAGGUUACCGUCUUUAAAAACCGAAACUCCAGCUCGGUCUAUGAGUCCGGAAAAAUCUGAGCAAUCACUUGCAAUAGCAACGCCUUCGCCCGAAGAGUCUGAAGAUGAAGGUACUCUUUCUGCCUGCACAAUAGUUUAGAGUUUUGAUUAAACACUGGGAAAUUGCCUACUGAUCAUUCCAUUACAUUAUUCUCACUUCAGAGCUAAUCUUACCAUCACCGGAGAGCAGUCCAAUCCGGGUGCCAACUCCUCGUGAAGAAACUAGUCUGGAAGAGCCGAUAAUUGAAGAAGAGUUGUUGGUUAGGGAGCCAACGCCACCCCCUCCGCCACCUCCACCACCCUCUAAACGUAACGGAAGUCCUGAUUCUUAUAAAAUAAUUUUUAUGGGGUUAUUCAGUGUUCGUUCGAUUUGAGACAGAUACGGUAGAUAAUGAUUUUUCCCAUGUUUUGACGAGAAACUUCAAUUUCAUGGGUAAUAAAGAGAAAAAUGUACGUAAAUCGCUUUUAGUCCAUUUUGCUAACAUUUGUAAAUAGGGGGAAAUCGGCUUUUUUUUUCAGAAAAAAUAGAAAAUAUCGUGAUCUACCGUAUCCGACUCAAAGGAAAGAUUAUAAUUAAUAAACAAUUUUUAUUUAACUAGCCUCCAGAGAGACCGAUCGUGUAAGAUUGUUAUUAACAAAAAUUUUGAGUUCCAGCUCGCCCAUUGACUGCAGCCGAGAUAGCAGCUCAAAAGAAGAAGGCAUACAGCGAAGAAGCUUGGCGCCGAUACCAGGAAUACCAGAAACAGUGGAAAAAAUUCCGGCAAACUCAAAAAGUUCCUGCAGCUCAAGGGACCUCUGUCCCUGGAACCAGUAAAUCACAGACACCGCUAACAUCCGGUAUCUCUCCGGAUGGCACGGCUUCAUCAACAAGAAGUCAAUCGAUCGCAUCUGUGGCGUCAGGAAUAACUUCGAGAUCAGCCACUCCGGACAGCAAGAAGUCAUCUCAUCCGACAGCGGCAUCAAGAGAAGAAAGCUUUAAAUGA
Caenorhabditis sp. 36 PRJEB53466 is the source of this 3818-nucleotide messenger RNA. NCBI's taxonomy places the organism in Eukaryota, Metazoa, Nematoda, Chromadorea, Rhabditida, Rhabditidae. The record is from the annotation of a GenBank genome assembly.